Molecule: messenger RNA, 2286 nt
Organism: Kuraishia capsulata CBS 1993
Lineage: Eukaryota; Fungi; Ascomycota; Pichiomycetes; Pichiales; Pichiaceae
Exons: 1
Coding region: 1-2286 (761 amino acids)
Biological process (GO): cellular response to unfolded protein; protein refolding
Cellular component (GO): mitochondrion; cytoplasm
Molecular function (GO): misfolded protein binding; ATP-dependent protein folding chaperone; ATP binding
Source: RefSeq, a predicted model, not a curated record
AUGAACUGCAUCCUCCGAUAUUGGCAAGUAAAUUCAUAUUUAUCCAUUUUACAUAUUUUGCUAUAUUCUCCCGCCGCACACCCCUCUAAAUUCCAGCUUCUCGACAAAUGUCACAAUGACCUGGAGUCGUGCCUUGACCAAAUUGAAAUUUUCCAGUGCAUUCGACGUUUUCCCUCGUUUUUCUUGCUCUUUUGGCCAGAAGGCAACUCUAUUACUCUUUUUCUUUUAGCUCACAACAAAAUCCCAACAAUGCUUUCUGCAGUAGCAAGAAACUUGAGAACAGUAAGUUGCAUAUCUCGAGUGGGAGGCCCGGCUUCAGCCGCUGAAGCUAGAACUCUCUUGUCCGUCCGUUCCGCCACUAACCAUCUCUUCCAGUCCGCCCGCCGUUCGGCCCAUGUGCGUUUCAACUCUUCGAAGGUGACCGGCCAAGUCAUCGGUAUCGAUCUUGGUACCACUAACUCGGCUGUUGCCAUCAUGGAGGGUAAGACGCCCAAGAUCAUCGAGAACGCCGAAGGUUCCAGAACCACACCUUCCGUCGUCGCUUUCACCAAGGAUGGUGAGAGACUCGUUGGUAUUCCAGCCAAGCGUCAGGCCGUUGUCAACCCCGAAAACACCCUGUUCGCCACUAAGAGAUUGAUCGGUAGACGUUUUGAGGAUGCCGAGGUCCAGCGUGACAUCAAGCAGGUGCCUUACAAGAUUGUCAAGCACACCAACGGAGAUGCCUGGCUCGAGGCCCGUGGCGAGAGAUACUCGCCCUCGCAAAUCGGAGGUUUCGUUUUGAACAAGAUGAAGGAGACUGCCGAGGCCUACACCGGUAAGCCAAUCAAGAACGCCGUGGUGACUGUGCCCGCUUACUUCAACGACUCGCAACGUCAGGCCACCAAGGAUGCCGGUGCUAUUGUCGGUAUGAACGUUGCACGUGUUGUCAACGAGCCAACCGCCGCCGCUCUUGCCUACGGUCUUGAGAAGGCUGACGCCAGUGUUGUGGCCGUUUUUGACCUCGGUGGAGGUACCUUCGAUAUCUCCAUCCUCGACAUUGACGGAGGAGUCUUCGAGGUCAAGUCCACUAACGGUGACACCCACCUUGGUGGUGAGGACUUCGACAUCACCUUGGUGAGACACAUUACCGAGGCUUUCCACAAGGAGUCUGGAAUCAACCUGGAUGGUGACAGGAUGGCCAUCCAGAGAAUCAGAGAGGCUUCUGAGAAGGCCAAGAUCGAGCUUUCGUCUACUCUGGCCACUGAGAUUAACCUUCCUUUCAUUACUGCCGAUGCCUCUGGUCCAAAGCACAUCAACAUGAAGUUCACCAGAGCUCAGUUCGAGUCUCUUGUUGAGCCACUCAUCAAGAAGACCGUUGAGCCAGUCAAGAAGGCUCUUAAGGACGCCAGUCUGUCCACCUCUGACAUCUCUGAGGUUAUCCUCGUUGGUGGUAUGACCAGAAUGCCAAAGGUUGUCGAGACCGUCAAGGCCCUUUUCGGAAAGGAGCCAUCCAAGGCCGUUAACCCAGAUGAGGCUGUUGCCAUUGGUGCUGCCAUCCAAGGUGCCGUUCUUUCCGGUGAGGUCAAGGACGUUUUGUUGCUUGACGUGACUCCAUUGUCUCUCGGUAUCGAGACUCUUGGUGGAGUUUUCACCAGAUUGAUCCCAAGAAACACCACCAUUCCAACCAAGAAAUCGCAGGUGUUCUCCACUGCUGCCUCUGGCCAGACCUCGGUCGAGAUCAGAGUCUUCCAGGGUGAGAGAGAACUUGUCCGUGACAACAAGUUGAUCGGAAACUUUACUCUGGCUGGUAUCCCACCUGCUCCAAAGGGUGUUCCUCAAAUCGAGGUCACUUUCGACAUUGACGCUGACGGAAUCAUCAACGUUUCUGCCAAGGACAAGGCUUCUGGAAAGGAUAACUCUAUCACCGUUGCCGGUUCAUCUGGUCUUUCCGAGACUGAGAUCGAGAAGAUGAUCAGCGAUGCUGAGAAAUUUGCUGAGGAGGACAAGGUUAGAAAGGAGGCCAUUGAGAGCUCCAACAGAGCCGACCAGCUUUGUAACGACACCGAGAAGUCUCUUGAGGACUUCAAGGACAAGAUCAAUGCUGCCGACUCCGAGCCAGUCCUUAAGUUGAUUACCGAGGUUAGAGAGAUCAUUGUCAAGGUGAACGCCGGCGACGCUGUCGACGCUGCUCUGAUCAAGGAGAAGACCGAGGAGUUGCAGAAGGCCUCUUUGUCCCUGUUCGAGAAGUUCUACAAGGACCAGGCUGCCCAGGACAACUCUUCAUCUUCCGAGGAGCCAAAGAAUUAG